AGCCCGGCUGUUCAAGUGAGUUCUCUGGAGUUGAAUCAACAGAAGCCCAACUUAUUCAAAUUGAGAUAACUAGUGCAGGCUUGUGGUCACAAAAUGAGUUUGAACCUAAUGUUGUAGAGAUUCCUGAUACCAGAACUGCAAGUGAAAAGUUGGAAGUUGCAUCUAUGGAUGGUGAUGGAUUGACACUUUUGGCUAAGAAGCUUUGGCUAAACUGGAUUGGUUGGAGUGAGAGGAGGGGGAAAUUGGCGUUGAAGUUGUGGAAGACUGUUGCCAAGCUUAGUAAACAUCAAGUGGAAAGCUCUACUAAAGCUAAGAAGGAAGAGCCACACCAUGGCUUCUCCUUUUCAGUCAAGCAAACAUUUAAAGCAGCAAUCAGCCACUUUGGCAGAAAGUUGCACAGGCGUCUAUCUUUCAUUUGGAAAUUUGCUAUUCAAAUUUUUGGAAGCUUUCAGAAAUUGUGGGAUGUUACUGGUAAGAAUUUAAAUCUUGAUGUUUCUAAGUGGUUGUGCGUGCUUCACUUGGACCACAUUAACUCAUAUGCAGUGCAAUGGCUUGAGAAAAGAAGCAAGGGAUUUGAACCUACUUAUCUGUACACCAAGGAAAAGGGGUACUUCUUGCUACCUGAAGGAGCUAGGUCUCGUCAUAACAUACGUACAGUUAAUAUUAGCAUAUCAGCUCGGCAUGCCUGCUUUGGAAACAGGUGGCAGCAGCUUCUCAUAAAUAGAUUUGUUGGAUAUGAUACCAUUUUGAUGAAUAGUUUACUGAGUUCUCCUGGUCAAGGUUAUUUCUAUAACUUUCAAACAAAGGAGUUCUAUAAUCUUAGUCAUGCACAAGAACCACCAGAGGGCCCUGCAAGAUUUGGAGACUAUCUUGUGACUAAGUGUGGUGUGCUUAUGAUGUCACUUUUUGUUUUCUUCACAACCACCAUGUCAGUAUCAUUUACCUUGAGGGAAACACAGACUCGUAUGCUGAAGUUCACAGUGCAGCUUCAGCACCAUGCUCGACAUCGACUUCCAACAUUUCAAUUGAUCUUUGUGCACGUAAUUGAAUCACUAGUAUUUGUACCGAUUAUGAUUGGUAUCCUGUUUUUCCUGUUUGAGUUUUAUGAUGAUCAGCUAUUGGCUUUCAUGGUCUUAAUUCUUGUCUGGCUAUGUGAACUAUUUACACUGAUCAGUGUCCGGACACCAAUAUCCAUGAAGUUCUUUCCUCGCUUCUUUUUGCUCUAUUUUCUGGUUUUUCAUAUCUACUUCUUCUCCUAUGCAUAUGGAUUUUCAUAUUUGGCUCUGUCUACAACAGCAGCAUUCGUGCAGCACCUCAUUCUAUACUUCUGGAACCGUUUUGAGGUACCAGCUCUCCAACGGUUUAUCCAAACUCGACGAUCUCAGCUUCAACAACACCCAGACAUCCGCAUCACCUCCUCAACAAUACUUGCAUCUACACUACACAUCACACGAUUGAACACUAGGAAUCCAGUUACGGUGAAUAUGGACUUGACCUCUGGUCCUGGGAUUCAACCUCGAUCUGACCAAGCAAUCCCCCGAAAUGGGGCAGAAGAUAUUGCCAGUCUUCAAGAACACAUAGAAAACAGAAACCCAGGGCAGAAUGGCAACCCCGAGCAUAUCCCUGAACAGUCAGAGCUACAACAAACAGACAGUGGUCCUAACCCUGGAAACAUGAGUUCAUUCAGUUCAAUGUUGCUAUGGAUCUUAGGAGGUGCUUCUUCCGAAGGCCGCAACCCAUUUCUUUCCAUGUUCCGAGAUGUGAGAGAUCAAGGACAAGUUUACGCAGCGUCUCCCCAGCAAGGAAACAGAACAACUCAAGAUGUCCAAUAACAGUUUUGGACCAUUACUACUGUUGAACUCGACAGGAACAUUAGUGUAGUUAGCAUAUCUCCAUGUACCUAAUGCUCAAUCAUAUAUAUAGUUCAGACUGAACUUGUAUAGAAAUCAUACAUGUGCAAUAUGUAAUAGGUCAAGCCUUACCACGUACUCAUCUAGAAAAUUUAAAGGAAUGCAAUACAGUAAUUCUGCUACU
Messenger RNA from Rubroshorea leprosula, 2034 nucleotides. NCBI's taxonomy places the organism in Eukaryota, Viridiplantae, Streptophyta, Magnoliopsida, Malvales, Dipterocarpaceae. The record is from the annotation of a GenBank genome assembly.